Molecule: messenger RNA, 27451 nt
Organism: Coregonus sp. 'balchen'
Lineage: Eukaryota; Metazoa; Chordata; Actinopteri; Salmoniformes; Salmonidae
Source: the annotation of a GenBank genome assembly
UGAGAAGUGUUAUCCCGGAGUUUGAGGGAUUGCUCCUUGCUUUUAUCCGUGGAAAUCAUGUUCUUGAAGCCUGGACAGAUUAGAGAUGCUGUGAAUUAUUUUGGCCGUUUUUGGAUCAUCUUUAGUGUCGUGUUUAUAAUUGUCAACGGACAGGAGGGUAAGCUAUUUAUUCCCUUGUAUAUGUCCUCGUCAAUGUAUAGAAAAGUAUAAGAGCAAUAGACAACCAAAUAUACAUUAGACUAGCUAUCUUUUUCAUAAAUCGAUUAUUAUAUUUUUAUUGAGAUAAUUACUGAGGCUUGACUGGAUAAUUUUCAAAUAACUAUACAUUGUAGGCUAUUAUAUUUAUAUAAUAAAAGUUGUGGAAUUGAGUUGGGACUGUAAACUGACAUGAAUUGCUUACAUAAAUGAGCAUAUUCACAGAUUAUCUUCAUGUCAUUUUAAUGUUGUGUGGUGCUUACUUUAUUGAAGAUAUUAUCAUCACUUUCUAUGUAAUGUAUUUUUUGUUGGCUGAGGGCUACACACAUUGUCCACAUUUGAAACCGUUUGACAUUUUCUAUAGUGGCUAUUGGUGACAUAAAUAGACAAUGUGUUCCUGCUGCAAUUUCCAGUUUUCAGAAGGUAUAUAACAUAGAUUAUAGAUCAAUCAGAUGAUGCAUGAGUUUAAUUCAGUUUCUUAUAAAAGUCCUCAUAAACAAGGUAGCAGUUGUAUUGGUAAAUUAAAGGUACACUGCCCUUCUUUGGUAAGUCACUCUUAUUGGCAAAGGGUGAGGUGUGUGUACCAAUCCUCGUUUGGAGCUGUUCUGCUUGUGUUAGCCAUUCCAAGUAUUUACGACAAACUGAGCAUCCUUUCAAGUCAUGUCAAAGAUUAAAUAUUGUAUGCAAAAACCCUGUCACACAUACAGUUGACUUCAGCAAAAGGAGUGCAUGCAAGUAGUCAACAACACUAGCUUUGAUAGGGUUUAAAUUAAUAUAGGGGUACAGUUAUAGCCUAGUUGUAACAACACUGGCUCAGUGCUCCAGUGACUAACUCUCUUCCACACAUGGGGUGGAUCAAACCAAAGCCACAAAUAUCUUUAAGUCUGUCUGGAGCAAACAAUCCCGAUAGUUCAAAAGUCAUCUUUGAUGUCAUGGCGGCAUUCCAUUGCUGGUCCAGAGGCAGAUAGUGAACUCUCAUCUGUGUUUACCUUAGGGGUCCAGGUGGCAGGUAUCCUAGUGGUUAGUGCGUUGGUCCAGUAACCGAAAGGUUGCUGGUUCGAAUACCCAAGCCAACAAGGUGAAAAAUCUGUCGAUGUGCCCUUGAGCAAGGAACAUAACUCUAGUUUGCUCCAGGGGUGCUGUACUACUAUGGCUGACCUUAUAAUAAACACAUUUAAUUGCACCUAUCUGGUGUAUGUGACAAAACAUAAAUACAUCUAUUUUUUUUACCCACUAUUCCCCACAGGAAGACUAGUAGGAAGACAUGCAACAAUAAGAGAGUGUACCCUGUGUGUUGACACAGUAUUUCACAAUCAGACAGGGGUCAACAUGAAUCACUGUAGCCAUGUCCACACAUAUAUGGAAACUUACUGUGAAUCUUCACGCAGAUCUGGGCUCUCUUGACGCAUUUUGUUUUGCUGUUGGGGAUUUAGUAUCGUCACAGAGGAAGAUGACCAAUUCAUGGUAAAUGGCUUCCUCUGAAUCACUUUGGCACCAGAGAGAAGCAAGAGACAAAUGUACAGGAAAAAAACAUAUCAAUCCUCUCCUGGUCUAUUAAUAACUCAGUGUGUGUUGUCAUGCUCUGAUUGACACAGUAGUAUUUAGUGACAGAUUACACAGCUAAACAAUUCCCAAUCAUCUGUCCAGCUGAUAUUACUAUGUUAUUACUCUGUUGUCUACUAUUCUUGGUAUAUCUGCCCCUGAAAGUGAGGGUUUUAAGAAGGAUAUCCAUCAUAAUUUGAAUGUUUGAUUAUAUGCCUGAGACAGUUAGCCCAGUCUGUCUAGAGAGACAUAAAAGCAGGAAGUAUGGGCCAGUAGCAGGAAUGCCAGGGUGUAGGCUUUUCACUCCAUGGAACAACCAACAGCUAUAACACGAGUUAAAGCCUAGCUUAGGUUGAUCCCAAGCACUGAGGAAAGAGAGAGAGAGCCCCACUAGACAAGACCUUCAUGAGACAGGCCAGGUCAAAGACGGGGUGAAAGGGGAGGAGUGCAGGGGGGAAGACUGGCCCGCCAACCCCAAAACAUCCCCAGAAUACUGCUCCCAAGCUUGAGGCCUCAGACUGGCUGGUGACACAGAUCCACCCUCUGUUGCCCACGGCUACAGCUUGUCGCUCUGGCAUUUCCAGGGAAUCCUAGGGGACAUGAAAAGGGGCAGUAGCGGUGAGAAGUUCUGGGAGUUAGAGAGAGAAAGAGAGAGAGAGAGAGAGAGAGAGAGAGAGAGAGAGAGAGAGAGAGAGAGAGAAAGAGAGAGAGAGAGAGAGAGAGAGCGAGAGAGAGAGAGAGAGAGAGAGAGAGAAAGAGAGAAAGAGAGAGAGAGAGAGAGAGCGAGAGAGAGAGAGAGAGAGAGAGGAGUACGAAAGAAAGAUAGAAGGGGCCCAGUGGAAGAGUCUCUUAGCCGGACCGGAAAGGCUAACCAGUGUGACGUGUAUGUGACAUGUGAGUGGAAAGUAACAGAGACCACCAACUCUUCACCCAAAGUUAAUUUUGAACCCAAGGGAGAACUGCGCUUCUUUCUGUCUGCCCUGGGAGCGUGGGUGUCCUUGGUUAGACCACAGUGCAAGUUUAAGCCAGCCAACCCCACAGCACUUACCUCUAUGACCUGACACACUGAAACAGUCACAUUAAGAAUGUGUCUAGCUAAAUAUUUGAGUUCUUUCCGGUACAAUAAAGAGUUAGUCAUAGCCACAGAGGUUAGGAAGAUUUAAGGAUAGGGCAUGAAUAAGAGGUAUGACACAGAGAGCUAGCAGGAAAACAUUGAUCAAGAUGAAAUACAAACAGAAUGGAAGGGUGAUGAGUUUGCUCAACAGUCUCUAGAAUUAGGGAAUAGUCCCUAUAAGGGCUUUGUUCAAUCAAACAUGUUAACCCGUUAAAGAGUUAUGAUUGCAGUUUUGGAUUAAUGACACACUACUUCAAAUCAAACACACUUUCUCAUUGCCUUUGAAUAAUAUUAUUUUCCACUUCAAUAGUUUUGAUUGCAUAUGGCCUGCAAUCUCUUUUUACUGUAAGCAGUGUCCUACAGUGUUGAGGAGGACUGCUUCAGCUGUUGGUUGUUUUUGGGGCAUCUCGCGGUUAUGAUCUCAGGAGUGUAAACAUCUCCUGCUCUACUGCGCACUCUCAGUGCUCCGUCCCUGGGGACUCCUAUUACUCACCUUGUCUGGGAAAGGAGCCCUAUAAUUAACAAAGCUCUAAAUAGUGUCUUUACCAUAUUAACAUAAUUAAUGAAAGUCCCUGUUAUGUACUGUGACUAAACAGUGGUGAACUUGGCUGUUCCUUCUGCUAACAAGCCCCAGCUGCCCCUCCGUACCGCCUACACUGCUAGUCAUGCAUUAAUUAAUGUCUCACACUUACACUCCAAGCAUGUUUUUCUGUCUCUCAUCCAAGUGGUCAAGGAUUUCCUGGAAAUAGCCAUUAUCGUAUUCAUGUGGACAUUUGACAUAACUGAGGAUUUACGCUGGAUGCCAAAGCAACAUGACUUUCCUACCCUUCCCAGUCCAAAACAUGUAUUGAAGGAACUGUGAAUUGUUAUUACCAUAAACAAUGUCAUGAAAGAUAAUUUGCCUGGAAUUAGGCACCAAACCAUUGCAUAUACGGCAGAUGUAUUAUGUACAAGUACAAUAACUGUUAUAACUGUAAGUUUGGUUGUCUUCAUAUUUCAGGCAAUGGCUGCGGGCACACUGUGAUGGGCACAGAGAGUGGCACUCUAGCCUCUCAGAACUACCCAGGCACCUACCCUGUUGAUUCCUGGUGUAAGUGGAGACUGCGAGUGCCAAAGGGACGUACACUACGGCUCCUCUUCGGGGACUUUGACGUGGAAAGGAGUCCCGGCUGCAGGAAUGGCUCCCUCACCAUCACAUCUAACAACGGAGCUCCCAGCCUGGGUAAGACUCUCCAGUGCACACUGGGCCACUGACCUGACUGGCCGUGUGCUUGUCUCUACUUUUACAAGGAAUUUACUGUAUAUGCUAUUGACAAACUAUUUUCAUAGUGAGAUUCAGAAUUCUCACUCAAGUUCUGACUGACUGAAUUAAUGCUUGUCAUUAAGACAAAUCCACCCACUUCUGAUGGACCACUUGAUCUGUCUCCUUUGUUAUGUAGUUCAUUCAAAACCACUCUUUGUUACUAGUAAAAGCCAUACAGUGUAGCCUGAAUUCCAUUGCAAAGGCAGAGAGCACAUUAACACAAUUUCACUGCCAAUGCAUCUCUGCCAAUUCUACACCACUAUGGUGCAUCCAGCCAUACCUUGCGGGCACAAGGGUAUGACGUCCUUCCUAGAUAUUUGAGGACAGUUCCAGAGGCUGUAUGUAACUAUUCAGCUUAUUAUAUUGUUUUUAUUAGCGGAUUCCACAGGGGCAACUUCAUGCUGUUCUGGAGCUCACUCCAUGUCAUUUGUUCUGCAGCACUACACAAACAUGACUAGGAGACCACACACUAGCCUAGCGGUUUUGCUUGUUCCAUGCUCUCUGUAUUUGUGUGUGUUUUGCAUCCACCACAGUCUGACAUGUGGUGUGUGUGUGUGUAUGUGUGUGUGUGUGGGUGUGUGUGUGUGUGUGUGUGGGUGUGCAUUCAUGCAUUCGUCCAUGUAUGUCUGCAUGCAUGCGUGCAUCUGGGAGUCCUUGUGUGUGUGCUUGCAUGUGUGGUGUAUGCGUUCUUGCGUGCAUGCCUGUGUGUCUGUCAUCCACAGGCCCCCUGUGUGGACAGCUUGAAGCCUCAGAAAAAAAUGUGACCGUAAACAGCAAUGAGGUGACAAUAGUAUUCAACUCUGGCCCCCAUCACUCAGGCCGAGGGUUCCUGUUCUCCUACACCACAGACCAACACUCAGGUAUGGCCCAAUUCAUCACACACUGCUCACACGUUUACUUUCUAUAGAUUCUUUGUUUAUACAACUGUACUACAUAUGGAAAUGAUUAAUCUAAUUUCAUUAAUUCAUCAACAAUCACAUUACACACAGAAUGCUGAUGAUAAGAUAUUAUUUUCCCACGUGUACAGUAGCUCUGCUGUGGAACUUUCUCAGUGAAAGCAAUGACCCACACUGUGAAAAAAAGUUGAUUCAACGUACAAUUGUCAGGCAACCGGCAGCAAUAGGAUUGUGUUUGCUCAACAUUGCUCAGCAUAUAGCUGAACCAACAUACAUUCUCAAGUUGAAUUGUAUGUUCACUCAACAUUGAAUUAUAGGUUGAGUGAACAUACAAUUCAACUUGACAAUUUAUUCUACCUUCUUGGCAUAUUUUCCCGGUGUAAAAUGUUACUAUUUAUGACAAUACAUUUCAUAAGGCCUUUCUUUGAAGGCCUAGUUACACCCUAACUCAGUGGUCUGAAACUCCUGGUUUACACGCCACAUCAAGCCUGCAAGUCACAUUAUGCUGGCUUGCAAAGUGAUGUGCAAUUCCUAUUGGAACCCAGACAGUGUGAAGAUGCUAUUUGUGUUUGUGUAGCAAUCGAUGUACAUGCAGAAAUACAGGUAUUGAAACAAACAAUUCUGAAAAUCAAGCUGCAAUAGAGCAUGCUGGGAAAUAUGAUAAUGAUGGGACGAAAAAGUAAGAAAAAGUACAGUACGAAAAAGUAUGAAAAUGUAUGCACUCACUACUGUAAGUCGCACUGGAUAAGAGUGUCUGCUAAAUUACUAAAAUGUAAAAUGUAAAUGAGAGUGGUUUUGAGCAAACAUUUGUAAUUUUACUCAACAAGCUUGUUUGUCAACCUAUAAUUGUAAGACAACCAGCUGCAAUAGAAUUGUGAGUUUUCUCAACAUUUGGGCAUAUACAGUAGCAGAACCAACAUACAGUGUUGCCUUCCAAAGGCAAACAUGAAUUUGUAAUUUUACUCAACAAGCUUUUUCAAAUUCACUCACUUUGAGCAGAGUUUGUUGAGUGGACAAAUUUGAACACAUUAGCUCAAAUUCUUGUCCAUUUGAAGUCCACUCAACUCACAGAAUAACGCUGACUAAGCAAUUGUUUAAGAUGUCUUUUUUACAGUGCCCCUGACUCAGUAACAUUGAUAAUAAUAUAAUAAUAUGCCAUUUAGCAGACGCUUUUAUCCAAAGCGACUUACAGUCAUGCGUGCAUACAUUUUUGUGUAUGGGUGGUCCCGGGGAUCGAACCCACUACCUUGGCGUUACAAGCGCCGUGCUCUACCAGCUGAGCUGAAGAGCACCCACUGUGAUCAUAAUUGUUGUUUUUCUGCCCAUCACCUACAUCACUGGUAACCCCAAAGUGCUGCUAAGCAAGUUGAAAGGCAUAAACAGGCAUUACUGAGGUGUCAAAGAGACUGGAAACAUGCUGUAAUUUCAUACCCAACCGCAUUUAAGUCCAGCAUUAGAGUUGAUGGAGUCACUGGCAUGAAGUCAGUUUAAUGUAUGUAUGCACACACGUUUACGCCAAUGAAAUUUGUACGCUAACAUUUGUGUGUGUUGGAGUGCCUUGUGAGUGUGUAUUGGUGUGUGUGUCUAUUGGAAUGCAGCUCCUAUCCCUAUCUAAGCAUCCAGGGUGAUUGCUCAGUAGGCAGGAGAGUAAGGACCCUUCUCCUGGGCUGAAUGAAGAGGCCUCAAGGCUUUAGACUGCCACUCUGAGUGGGUGGAUAGCUAUGUGUUCACUCCUCCUCCUCAGGUCAGCUUAGUCAAAUCAGCAACACGGUAACGGUUGCCAACCCACUCUCAAGCUGGUGGUGGCCGAUGAGAGGAUCUCACAAACAGAUGCACUGGACUGGACAUCUGGUGAAAUGUGUUGUUUGCAAGGCGAGAUAUCAUUGUUUGUGAUACUACAGUACUACAAUAGGUUAUUAUUACAGUUUUUUUUCAAUCUCUUUGGCACAUUUUUCAAAUGUAAGUGGCAUAUUUUCAAAACUCUUAAGAACAAAACUCUAAAUUGAUAACUCUUGUAAUGCCCCCUAUCUUAUGUUUAGAACCUUUGAUUGUGCAUUCAUUGGGGUUUUACACAUCUUUCACCCCUGAGUGAUUCAUGCUAAAUCAAAGUUUUCCGUGAAAUACCAUGAGAACAUUUAAGUUUAGUCACCAAUACAUCAGAUAAUGAUAGACUAAUAAUUUAGUCAUUUUAACUACCAUUUAAUCCAAUAUCAAAAAUACAAGAUACACAUGUCAAAACUGUUCUUUUUACAUUUACAUUUUGCAGACGCUCUUAUCCAGAGCGACUUACAUGAGCAAUUAGGGUUAAGUGCCUUGCUUAAGGGCACAUCGACAGAUUUUUCACCUAGUCGGCUCGGGGAUUAGAACCAGCGACCUUUCGGUUACUGGCACAACGCUCUUACCCACUACGCUACCUGCUGAAUAGAAACAAUACUAGAUGGUAAAUAUAAUUUUCCAUACAGUAUGUCACUACAACUUGACAUGCAAUUUUUGUAUCUAAUUUAUAUCCAAUGGCAGGUUGUGAGCAUCUUGAGAAAUAGGACAGUCUUACAGUUGAAUUAUCCUUAUACAGUACAUACUGUCACAAGUGUAGAGAGGAGUAGGCAGUCGCAGGUUUAGAACUACUGAAUUUAUUAACGCACCAUAGCUUAAAGUGGGACGAAACCGACAGUGCAAAAUAUAAAGUACUCAGGAACUAGUAGGAGAGAUCCCUCUCAGGAAAACAAGCAACAUAUACAAUGACCGACAAAGACAAAUGACAGAGGGAGUAUAUACAGUGGGGAAAAAAGUAUUUAGUCAGCCACCAAUUGUGCAAGUUCUCCCACUUAAAAAGAUGAGAGAGGCCUGUAAUUUUCAUCAUAGGUACACGUCAACUAUGACAGACAAAAUGAGAAAAAAAAAUCCAGAAAAUCACAUUGUAGGAUUUUUUAUGAAUUUAUUUGCAAAUUAUGGUGGAAAAUAAGUAUUUGGUCACCUACAAACAAGCAAGAUUUCUGGCUCUCACAGACCUUUCUGGCUCUUUCCACCAUAAUUUGCAAAUACAUUCAUUAAAAAUCCUACAAUGUGAUUUUCUGGAUUUUUUUUUCUCAAUUUGUCUGUCAUAGUUGACGUGUACCUAUGAUGGCAAUUACAGGCCUCUCUCAUAUUUUUAAGUGGGAGAACUUGCACAAUUGGUGGCUGACUAAAUACUUUUUUCCCCCACUGUAUAUGAGGGUGAGAUACGAUAAUUGACAGGGAGCUCUUCUUCACGAAAAAGGAAUCCUUGGGCCUCCUGGAUGUAGACCUCCAUGGCUUCAGUCUCUGCAUGUGAGAGAGGGUAGAUGUUCCCCCCGCGGGAGGGUAGAACCAGGCAGUAGGUUGAUAGUGCAGUCCCAUGGGUGAUGAGUGGGCAGGCAUGUGGCACGAGUCUUCAAAAAAUCCACUUGUAGGUCCCGGUAUUCCUCCGGGAUAGGGACGUGGGUGGCAUGGUCCGGACUUUUCACGGAGGUGGCACAGAUAGACACAGAGAGACCUCCUCUGACACUCCUGUGACCAAACCAACAACCUCCUCUCUAUCCACGAUAUACUGGGGUUAUGCAACUGUAACCAGGGGUGUGCAGGAGAGUCUAAGAUGAGGAACGUGAUGCGUUCAUGGUUGUUAUAAUCAACUGUGAGUGAAAUGGGAAUCGUGGUCUGGCUCACCAGUCCUGUUCCUAGUUGUCUAGGGCAUGGACUGGGAUAGGGGGUUGUAAAGGGACUAGAAGAAUGCGUAAUGAUAAGGCCACUGACUGGUCUAGGAAAUUGCCUGCAGCACCUGAGUCCACUAGGGCAGGACUCAGUGGGGGACCAGGAGAGUCAGGGAAGGUGACAGGGAGGAGGACGGGCUGGGUGGACAGAGAGGAGAAAGGCACAUCCACGCCUACCUGGGAAGGUGCAGGAGCGCUCCUUGGCCUGUCGCUUCCUCAACUGGUUCUCCUUCUGGGACAGGUGUUCCAGGGGUGGUCCGACUCCCCGCAGUAGGAGCAGAGACCCUGUUGACGGCGGAGUUGACGUUCCUCUGGGGGAAGGUGCAUCGUGCCCACCUCCAUGGGCUCAGUCUCGCUGGAGGUUCCUGGGAGAGACCCGAACCCCUGGGAUGGGCGACGAUUGGCGGAGAUUAUCCAGGUGGAUGGCUAUGGCGAUGAGCUGGUCCAGCGUGAGGUCCUCAUCGCGACAGGCCAGCUCGGUCUGGACGUCCGCCUGUAGCCCACUGCGGAAAACCAUCAACAGGGCCUGGUCGUUCCAGCCAGUGGAAGCAGCCACUGUCCAGAAAUCCAGAGCGUACUCAGAUGCUGUCCUGGACCCCUGGCGCAGAUGGAGGAGAUACUCACCUCCCUCUCGGCCCUCUGUUGGGUGGUCGAAAACGGCAUGGAAGAGUUGAUGAAAGCGCUCAUAGGACUGUACUUCUGGACCGUCCCUCUCCCAGACGGCGUGCGCCCACUCCAGAGCCCGGCCUGUCAGCACUGAAAUCACCAAGGCUACCUUGUCCCUCUCGGAGGCCAUCCCGGCAUGACAUGCAAGGUGGAGGUCACACUGCAGGAGAAAUCUCCUACAGUGAGCUGGGGUGCCGUCAAACCACUCCGGGAGGGGCAGGUGGACGUUGCUGAUCGGACCGGGUGAUGUAGAUGGUGGUGGCUUGGCUGGAACGACUGUGAGGAGCUGGGAAGGUGGAGGUGUAGCCUGCAGUUGGCGCACGGUCCGGAUCACCUUGUCCAUGGCAGUCCCGAGGUGCACCAGGCACGAGUCGUUCGCUCCUACAGAGGAGAGGUCGAGAUGUCCUGCUGCCUCCUGUUUUCUUGGGUCGGUCAUUCUGUCACAAGUGUAGAGAGGAGUAGGCAGGAGGCAGUCGCAGGUUUAGAACUACUGAAUUUAUUAAAGCGGGACGAAACCCACAGUGCAAGAUAUAAAGUACUCAGGAAAUAGUAGGAGAGAUCCCUCUCAGGAAAACAAGCAACAUAUACAAUGACCGACAAAGACAAAUGGCAGAGGGAGUAUAUAUACACUGAUAGAGUGGGGAUUGGAACCAGGUGUGUGUAAUGAUGAUGAGACAAGUCCGGGGUUGAUGAGUGAAGGGCGUUUGCCAGCAGCAGGUUCGGCAGCAGCUAGAAGGGAGCCAAAGCGAAGGCUGGUGUGACACAUGCGUAGGACAAAUCAUCAGAAAUAGAGGUAUUGUAAAGCAGUUGGCUACUUUUAAAAUGUGGUACGGUGUGUUGUAUGUCAUUUCUGCCCCAUGCAACAUUGUACAAGAUCACUUUUUCUACGUGACUUGUCAACUCAUAUACAAUAGUAUCACCUGUAUCUCUGCUUGAAAUUUAUCAGCUUACUGUGUAUCAAUGAAAUUCAGAAAAUUAGUGUAAUAUAUUGUUAUAUACAACCCAGGUAUUUCAGCAGUGCAUUGUACACUACAGUAUAAUUCCAAAUGGUAGCACAUAGUGUGACUCUUUGCACUUUGUCCUACGUAUUGAAGCACACUGGCUGAUGGAGAAUGAUAAUGUAGUAUUUACAGCCACAUCCAUAUAUAAUUAGGUUUUACCUUCCAACAUAAAUUGAUGUAAAAUGUAUACAUUUAUGAGGUAAAAAUAUAUAUUAUUCAGUGUUCAGCCGUUAUCAAACUAUAUACGUUAACAAGGCAAUACAUCAUUUUGGUUCAGUAGUUAUCAGUUUUGAGCAGUUUGAUUAGUGAUUGUUCAAUUUUUGGGCAAAAAGGCAGACUCAGCUCCAUCAUUCAUUGAAUCAUCACAAAAACCCACUGAUAUUGCCAACUACUUUAAUUAUUUUUUUCAUUGGCAAGAUUAUCAAAAUUAGGCAUGACAUGCCAGCAACAAACGUUGACACUACACAUCCAAGUAUAUCUGACAAAAUUAUGAAAGACAGGCAUUGUAACUUUGAAUUCCGUAAAGUGAGUGUGGAAGAGGUGAAACAAUUAUUGUUGUCUAUCAACAAUGACAAGCCACCGGGAUCUGACAACUUGUAUGGAAAAUUACUGAGGAUAAUAGUGGACGAUAUUGCCACUCCUAUUUGCCAUAUCUUCAAUUUAAGCCUACUAGAAAGUGUGUGCCCUCAGGCAUAGAGGGAAGCAAAAGUCAUUCCGCUACCUAAGAAUAGUAAAGCCCCCUUUACUGGCUCAAAUAGCCGACCAAUCAGCGUGUUACCAACCCUUAGUAAACUUUUGGAAAAAAUUGUGUUUGACUAGAUACAAUGCUAUUUUACAGUAAACAAAUUGACAACAGACUUUCAGCACGUUUAUACAUUCAACAAGCACAGCACUUACACAAAUGACUGUUGAUUGGCUGAGAGAAAUUGAUGAUAAAAAGAUUGUGGGGGCUGUUUUCUUAGACUUCAGUGUGACUUUUGACAUUAUCGAUCAUCGUCUGUUGCUGGAAAAAUGUAUGUGUUAUGGCUUUACACCCCCUGCUAUAUUUUGGAUAAACAGAUACCUGUCUAACAAAACACAGAGGGUGUUCUUUAAUGGAAGUGUCUCCAACAUAAUCCAGGUAAAAUCAGGAAUUCCCCAGGGUAGCUGUCUAGGCCCCUUACUUUUUGCAAUCUUUACUAACGACAUGCCACUGGCUUUGACUAAAGCCAAUGUCUAUGUAUGCAGAUGACUCAACACUAUACAUGUCAGCUACUACAGCGACUGAAGUGACUGCAACACUUAACAAAGAGCUGCUGUUAGUUUCAGAAUGGGUGGCAAGGAAUAAGCUAGUCCUAAAUAUUUCAAAAACUAAAAGCAUUGUAUUUGGGAGUAAUCAUUCACUAAACCCUAAACUUCAACUAAAUCUUCUAAUGAAUAAUUUGGAAAUUGAGCAAGUUGAGGUGACUAAACUGCUUUGAGUAACCCUGGAUUGUAAACUGUCAUGGUCAAAACAUAUUGAUACAACAGUAGCUAAGAUGGGGAGAAGUCUGUCCAUAAUAAAGCGCUGCUCUGCCUUCUUAACAGCACUAUCAACAAGGCAAGUCCUACAGGCCCUAGUUUUGUCACACCUGGACUACUUUUCAGCCGUGUGGUCAGGUGCCACAAAGAGGGACUUAGGAAAAUUACAAUUGGCUCAGAACAGGGCAGCACGGCUGGCCCUUGGAUGUACACAGAGAGCUAACAUUAAUAAUAUGCAUGUCAAUCUCUCCUGACUCAAAGUGGAGGAGAGAUUGACCUCAUCACUACUUGUAUUUGUGAGAGGUAUUGACAUGUUGAAUGCACCGAAUGCAGCUCGGACACCAAUGCAUACCCCACAAGACAUGUCACCAGAGGUCUCUUCACAGUCCAGAACAGACUAUGGGAGGCGCACAGUACUACAUAGAGCCAUGACUACAUGGAACUCUAUUCCACAUCAAGUAACUCAUGCAAGCAGUAAAAUUAGAUUUUUAAAAACAGAUAAAAAUACACCUUAUGGAACAGCGUGGACUGUGAAGUGACACAAACACAGGCACAGACACAUGCAUACACAGACAUGAUAACAUACACACAAGUACACAUGGAUUUUGUGUUGUAGAUAUGUGGUAAUAGAGUAGUGGCCUGAGGGCACACACUUAAGGUGUUGUGAAAACUGUUGUGAAUGUAUUGAAAUGUUUUUUAAAAUUGUAUAACUGCCUUCAUUUUGCUGGACCCUAGGAAGAGUAGCUGCUGUAUUGUAUUGUUAACAAAUGACAAGAAAUUCAUAUCAAAUGUAAAGUGAAUAUUGCAUUUUGAAAAGCAGAUGCAGUACUUAGGUUGAAUAUGUAUCCAAACUAAAUGAGUGAUUUGGUGCAGUAAACAAGUGACUUUGUGAAUGUAUCUGUUGUACUCAGUCAAUUGAAAAUGUGCUUAGAGUUUUGAAACACGAGCCUUUUUGAUUAUCUGUUUAGAUUUUUGUGCUUCAAAUUGUAAAAAUGUACCACAUACUUGUGAAAAUCAUUCCCAAAAGAAGGAGAUGUUUUUGACUAGACAUUGUUGCCUCAUUGAUAGUAGAAUUAGCGAUAGAACCAAUGUGUGCACCGUGCACUGAUCUUUUUUUGGGUCAUAAAAUGACCUUUUACCCAAUUUACAGCCACAAAUAGUGUACUUGUAAAUAGUUUUUUUCUCCAAUUCAAGCUAAAGUGGUUUGUAUAUCCCUGUUUCCUGUUAUUUACUCAGUUGUUUAUGAAAUGCAGCUAUGUCUGGAGCCAGUACCACAAAUUGCACUCUGUCACAUGUUAACACACAAGAGGCACAAAAUACUUAGUCACAUCUGCAGUAACAAUCACAAGACCCCUGUACGUUCAUUACAUUUCAGUCAUUUAGCAGACGCUUUUAUCCAGAGCGACUUACAGUCAGUGAGUGCAUAAUUAUUUUUUUCAUACGUGCGUGCAUGUGUGUGUGUAUACUGUAUGUGCUUCUGUAUACGUGUCUGUAUAUGUGUGUGUAUGUGUGUGCCUGUCUGUUUGUGUUACACACCCGUCCAUUGCGAAGUUCCUUAGAAUUAUCCUCAAGAGUGGACAGAUGUUUUUUGUGUUGUUUGUUUAUGAACCCAUUUUCCAUUUGAAUUCAAUCCCAGGUCUCAUUUCGUGUCGACAGAGAGGAACACAUUUUAUCUCUCAGCAGUUUAGGUAAGUGGACAACUCUGGCUAUUUCAGUAGUCACUUCUCAGCGUUGUUUUUGCUGUGAACCAAAUGUAGUCAUAGACUGUUCUCUCUGCUUCCGCACGGCAAGCGGUACAGGAGCACAAAGUCUAGGUCCAAAAGGAUUCUUAACAGCUUCUACCCCCAAGCCAUAAGACUCCUGAACAGCUAAUCAUGGCUAUCCGGACUAUUUGCAUUGCACCCCCCCCCCCCCCCCCACACACCCCCUCUUUUACGCUGCUACUACUCUGUUUAUUAUCUAUACAUAGUCACAAUAACUCUACCCACAUGUACAUAUUACCUCAAUUACCUCGACUAACCGGUGCCCCCGCACAUUGACUCUGUACCUGUACCCCCUGUAUAUAGCCUCCCUACUGUUAUUUUAUUUUACUGCUGCUCUUUAAUUAUUUGCUCUUUUUUUUUUUCUUAAACUGCAUUGUUGGUUAUGGGCUUGUAAGUAAGCAUUUCACUGUAAUGUCUACACCUGUUGUAUUUGGCGCAUGUGGCAAAUAAAAUUAGAUUUGAUUUGAUUUAAUUUGAGAACUUAUUUUUUACUUAUCUAUAUUUUACUUAACACUUAUUUUUCUUAAAACUGCAUUGUUGGUUAAGGGCUUGUAAGCAUUUCACUAUAAGGUCUACACCUGUUGUUUUCGGCGCAUGUGGCAAAUAACAUUUGAUUUGAUACAGGCUUGUUGAGGAAUUAUUAAGGUAUGGAUAUAGAGAAACUGUGUGUGAAAUGGUGGACCUCUGUGACACGUGACUCCUCUUGUCCAGUGUGUACUGUCCUGCUGGGUGUAAGGAUGUGACAGGGGACAUCUGUGGUCACUCUGAGCAGGGUUACAGAGAUGUGAGUAUACUGCCUCAGCUCCAUUCUCACUCCCUCAUCAACUCAGCCUUGUGAUAAUGACAUCGGUUGCACUGGUCACUUGAGGAAGGCUAAACAGUGGAGAGAUGCAAAAGUUUAUUGAAACUAUUUGUUCUCUCUCUCUUUCUCUCAUUCUCUCUCUCAUUCUCUCUCUCAAUCUCUCUCUCUCUCUCUCUCUCUCUCUCUCUCUCUCUCUCUCUCUCUCUCUCUCUCUCUCUCUCUCUCUCUCUCUCUCUCUCACAAACACACAUUCCCCCACCUCACCCAGACGUCAGUGUUGUGCAAAGCUGCGGUCCAUGCCGGGGUGGUGUCAGACAACGUAGGAGGACAGAUCACUGUGACCCGUGGGAGGAGCCUCACGCUUUAUGAGUCCAGCUUUGCCAACGGCAUUCUGUCCAAGAUGUAUGUUUCCAUCCACAUCAUAUUGAAAGGGGUUUGGGAGGAAGGGAUGCGUAUUCAUUAUUCAUGAUGACAUACUGUGUUAAUAUUUGCUGAAUUCAGAAAGGUAACAUUUCAUGUAACUCUCCAGGACCACUGUAGGGGUUAUUGGGGAGCUGAAAUGUGGGCCACUUACUGUAAAUGGAUCCGCUCUUGCUUAUGGUAUAUAGGGAUGCCAUUCAUGAACAUUGUUGUUUUGACAGGGGAUCACUGUCUGAAAACAAACUGGUCUUCAGCAAAGGUAAGCGGAACCAGGAUAUAACGUCAGACUGAAUUAGCUGUUCAAGUCAUUAUUGCAAGUUAUUUUAUUGCAGUUUUUAUUUUGUUAUGUCAGUCAGACAAUCACUCAAUUAGCCAUGUCAGCUAACAUUUUUUUCAAUUGGCAGUUAGUCUAGCCAGCUAACUAAACUUGUAGUAAUCAUGUCCGAAUACCGACCAGGCACGCAGGGGGCCCCCAUUUAUUUUGUUAGUCAUUCUCACUCAGAUUCAAUAUUAACAUGGCAUAAGUCAUAAAAAAAUGUGUAGAAUUGCAGGAAAUGUGCUUUAAAACUGCAAAGUUUUCUCUACGCCCCAUAGCAAAAUGUGCAGAAUUGCAGGAAAUGAACUUUAAAACAUACAUUUUUCUCUCCACCGUCAAGAGGGGUGCCACUAAAAUGUUUUGCCGUGAGAUGCUUAGGGCCCCCAAAAAUCUAGAGCUGGCCCUAUUCCUCUGUUAAUCCAACUCUUCUUGCCUCUCCACUCCCAACAGAGUGUAAUGAGGAACUGACUGUUUCUGGUUUCAAUGCAUCUUCCAUCUGGAGAGAAGUGAACAAACUGGGGCAGCUUGUAUUAUGGUCCCCUAAGAACAUGGAUGCCGAGGGACAGUUACUACCCUGGGCAUCGGACGGUAGUGACCGGGAGCCCUGGCUGGAGCUAGAGCUUACAGACAAGGGCAGUGUCACAGGUCAGUGAAAGGUUAUGAGGUGAUGUUCUUCUCCUCUCAUGGUCAAAAUAGGAGUUUAAUUUACUACAUCCACUAUAAUUAGCUUUGAGUGGUUAUUAAAAUGAAAAUAUGAAGAUAGAAACCACUGCUUUUUCAUUGAACUCAAAAUACUAUUUUGCUGAUUUCAAAACUCUAUUGAGUGGAUGAAAAAAACUUCCAGUUCCAUCUGUGAUGUUGAUAGGCUAACUUCUAGUUAGAUUUGCCAAACAAUCAGUGUGUAGCCUAUUAUGAAUGUGGUCUGGAGUGUUGAAAACGACACGCUGUGUUUUCCCAGGAAUAAUAACAAGGGGAUCGGCUGACUUCUACAUCGAAUCUUACGUUCUCCUUUUUAGCAAAGACCGCCGCAACUGGAAGGUUUACAAAGCUGCUCUCAGCAGAGAGAAAAAGGUACGCUGCGUGCAAUGUUUUCUUCGACAUUUACUUAUCAAUUUCCUAUCUGUGCUAAGUUUUCCUAGCUGCUCUGAGCAAACAGAGACUUUGGGAGGCCGUAGAACAGGGAAGUGCUGUUAGUCAUUUAAGAGAACUAGCUGAGUUAAUGUCACACUUCUUGGCCUGUAGGUGUUUGAAGCCCACUCUGAUGGUCAUCUGAGGGUUCUCAAUAGCCUGUUUCCUCCGGUGGUGGUCCGGUACCUCCGGCUGCAGCCCCAGAGCUGGCAAGGUAGGGCCUCAGCACACGUCCAAGUCCUGGGCUGCCCUCUCCCCAAGAUCCACCCCAGGCCUCGCUCCGCUGGGGGUAAGGCUCAACCAUACAUUCCAGAUAAAAACAGUCUAGAAAAUGUGAAUACUACAUGCUCUUAGCAACUGAGCCACUAGAAUAAACGUUCCAUUGUAUUGUACGGCAAAUUGCAAUUGUGGCAUCAGCAAGAGAGAAUGUAGCUUGUAUGCUGGAUGCCAUUCAUAUCAUAUCCUCCAACUCUCUCUAUAGGAUCUCCAUCCUUAAAAGUUGAUGUUAGCACAACACCUCUCCCCAAUCCAGUCCCCACAGAGGACCCUGUUAUCAUAAAGGACUCAAGCCUGAGUAUGUACCUAAUGUGUUCAAACCCCUAAAAGUCUAAGCCUUUCAGGGAUCAUUUUGCUAUUUAAAUUUUAAUUUUAGGAGAUUAGGUAUCCAUUAAAAAUUAUAUAUACAGUGAGGGAAAAAAGUAUUUGAUCCCCUGCUGAUUUUGUACGUUUGCCCACUGACAAAGACAUGAUCAGUCUAUAAUUUUAAUGGUAGGUUUAUUUUAUUGGCGGUACCGACUUCAGACGAGUCUCAUAACGCUUGUGGGGGUCGUAGAGCAAAAUGGAGAACACCAUCGUGUGAGUCUCAUCUUUCCAUAUAUUAGUUUGUAGUCCAAACAGACAUUUUUGUGAAAAGACAGAUUUUUGGGAUGUCUCCUGGUCUGACAAAUACUGCUGUAGCUCUGCCAACUUCCAUCGCAGAUGUGGAAGGCCGACAUCGGUGGAUGUGGUGGAUUGAGAUGCAGCCCAUGCAAAACUGAUAUCUCUAGCUUAAACAGAUGGAUUUUGAUGGGGAUUUGUGUAUUAUGUUAAUUCGAUUUACACACGGACGCAGGCAUUGACUCAAGUUUUUUUUUAAGUACUUCAUAUUUUUCAAUUUGAACUGCAGCAGUUUUUGAGGAGUUUAAUUUGUAUUUUAUUGAUCGGAAUAAGCCUUGGGGCCACCUUGCCUUUUUUAACACCUGUAAAAAUUGUUAUACGACAAUAUCGAUUUUGAUGUUAGAGUGCUUAUUUGCUUGACACUGGACUUCCUUCACAUUGUUAUAAAGCACAUAGCUGUUAAAAGAUAGAUGGGAGGUGUUGAAUGGAAUUGAAGGAUGGGACUAAUAACAACUAACAACAAACAAUAACAAGAUAACUAAUAAUGUAGGCACGCUGUGUCCAUAAUAAGUGUAUGGGUUGUAGGUUGAGAGCUUUUGUGAAAGAGCACAGUUAGAAAGAUAUGGCAUAUAAGCAAACCGGAUGGACAUCAUGAAAAUGAUCGGAGAGGUUGAGAGUAGAAGAAGUUCAGGAGAAAGAACAAACAAAAUGUAAUUAUUGUAAAAUUGACUGUGUCCAUAAAAUGUAGAUAGUGGGUAUGGGUUGGAAGUAGAGGCCUAGGCGUUGUUGUUCACUAGUUUAGUCCAAGUGGGGAAAGGGUGGCGGGGUUGGAAAGUAAUAAAGGGGAAUAUAUUAUAUAUUUUUUAAAGGAUAUGUAUGUGUAUGUAUGUAUGUGGGUGUGUAUGUGUGUGUGUGUAUGUGUGUAUAUGUAUAUCUAUAUGUGUAUGUAUGUGUAUGUGUAUGUAUGUGGUCCUCUGUAGCUCAGCUGGUAGAGCACGGCGCUAGUAACGCCAAGGUAGUGGGUUCGAUCCCCGGGACCACCCAUACACACAAAAAAAAUAUGUAUGCACGCAUGACUGUAAGUCGCUUUGGAUAAAAGCGUCUGCUAAAUGGCAUAUUAUUAUAUUAUAUAUAUAUAUAUAUAUAUAUAUAUAUAUAUAUAUAUAUAUAUAUAUAAACAUGGGGGAUUGGAAGUGAUGCAGACAAUUACAUUGAUGGAAGUUACAAUCUAUCUGCAAUAUUAAGCUGAUCUACCCCCCAAAAAACACACAAAAAUAAAUAAAUAAAUAAAUAAAUAAAGCACAUACAGUGAGGGGGAAAAAGUAUUUGAUCCCCUGCUGAUUUUGUACCUUUGCCCACUGACAAAGACAUGAUCCGUCUAUAAUUUUAAUGGUAUGUUUAUUUGAACAGUGAGAGACAGAAUAACAACUAAAAAAUCCUAAAAAAUGCAUGUCAAAAAUGUUAAAAAUUGAUUAGCAUUUUAAUGAGGGAAAUACGUAUUUGACCCCUCUGCAAAACAUGACUUAGUACUUGGUGGCAAAACCCUUGUUGGCAAUCACAGAGGUCAGACGUUUCUUGUAGUUGGCCACCAGGUUUGCACAGGUCUCAGGAGGGAUUUUGUUCCACUCCUCUUUGCAGAUCUUCUCCAAGUCAUUAAGGUUUCGAGGCUGACGUUUGGCAACUCAAACCUUCAGCUCCCUCCACAGAUUUUCUAUGGGAUUAAGGUCUGGAGACUGGCUAGGCGACUCCAGGACCUUAAUGUGCUUCUUCUUGAGCCACUCCUUUGUUGCCUUGGCCGUGUGUUUUGGGUCAUUGUCAUGCUGGAAUACCAUCCACGACCCAUUUUCAAUGCCCUGGCUGAGGGAAGGAGGUUCUCACCCAAGAUUUGACGGUACAUGGCCCCGUCCAUCAUCCCUUUGAUGCGGUGAAGUUGUCCUGUCCCUUUAGCAGAAAAACACCCCCAAAGCAUAAUGUUUCCACCUCCAUGUUUGAUGGUGGGGAUGGUGUUCUUGGGGUCAUAGGCAGCAUUCCUCCUCCUCCAAACACGGCGAGUUGAGUUGAUGCCAAAGAGCUAGAUUUUGGUCUCAUCUGACCACAACACUUUCACCCAGUUCUCCUCUGAAUCAUUCAAAUGUUCAUUGGCAAACUUCAGAUGGCCCUGUAUAUGUGCUUUCUUGAGCAGGGGGACCUUGCGGGCGCUGCAGGAUUUCAGUCCUUCACGGCGUAGUGUGUUACCAAUUGUUUUCUUGGUGACUAUGGUCCCAGCUGCCUUGAGAUCAUUGACAAGAUCCUCCUGUGUAGUUCUGGGCUGAUUCCUCACCGUUCUCAUGAUCAUUGUAACUCCACGAGGUGACAUCUUGCAUGGAGCCCCAGGCAGAGGGAGAUUGACAGCUAUUUUGUGUUUCUUCCAUUUGCGAAUAAUCGCACCAACUGUUGUCACCUUCUCACCAAGCUGCUUGGCGAUGGUCUUGUAGCCCAUUCUAGCCUUGUGUAGGUCUACAAUCUUGUCCCUGACAUCCUUGGUGAGCUCUUUGGUCUUGGUCAUGUUGGAGAGUUUGGAAUCUGAUUGAUUGAUUGCUUCUGUGGACAGGUGUCUUUUAUACAGGUAACAAACUGAGAUUAUGAGCACUCCCUUUAAGAGUGUGCUCCUAAUCUCAUCUCGUUACCUCUAUAAAAGACACCUGGGAGCCAGAAAUCUUUCUGAUUGAGAGGGGGUCAAAUACUUAUUUCCCUCAUUAAAAUGCAAAUCAAUUCAUAACAUUUUUGACAUGCGUUUUUCUGGAUUUUUUUUGUUGAUAUUCUGUCUCUCACUGUUUAAAUAAACCUACCAUUAAAAGUAUAGACUGAUCAUUUCUUUGUCAGUGGGCAAACGUACAAAAUCAGCAGGGGAUCAAAUAUUUUUUUCCCUCACUGUAGCUAAUUAAUAGUUUAAAGCUGGCCUUUCUUCAGCAGCGGCUGUUUGUUGUAUUGACCGUUCAACCUAGCAUACUGAUUGGUCCUCCUGUGCCCUGCAGGCUCCAAUCAGCCAGUGAUAGUGGUGGUGGGCGUGAUCCUCGGACUGAUCCUGUGUGUUAGUUGUCUGUUGGCUGGAGUCUGGUGGAAUAGAAGGUAUUGUAACACCAUAUGUAGGGUAGCAGUCCAACACCCCCUCACUGGCUAUCCUCCCAAUGCUUGAUAUUUUAAUUUAGGCCUAGAUUCAAUCAGAUCAAGUGUUAACCGGCGAUAGCUCACACCCACAUAGCUGUUGUUUUGGCGGUGUCGAAGGUGUAACUGCGUUAAAGCUGUCAAAACGGUGAGCGGCUGCUAGUGUGGUCAUUGUUACGAAGCCACACCCAUUAAAUUCAGAACAAGAAAGUUGUCCACCUCCGACACCGCUGUCCGGUGUCGGCUAGCGCGGAUCUCAGAUAAUCUAGCCCUUAGCUGCCAACAAACGCCCAGAUAACACAAAAGUGUCCAUAUACUUUACAAUGUUAUUCUGACACAAUAUGGCAAUGUUAUGAUAUAUAAUUAUGGUGUAGUUCGAUUAAUUACAUUUGUUGUCUUGUUGUCUUUUAAAGGAAAAAACCUGCACACAUGAAGAAGUAUUCCUUACCCAAAGGUAUUCUUGCACAUUGCUCACUGUUGUUUUACUCUUACUACUAUUCCAGGACCUCUCUGAGAGUGUUUUUGUCUCUGUCUGUCCAGUAGCCUCUCAGAGCUUCCAGGGGAAGAGCCCCCCCUGCUCCGACUCUGAGCUUAUCUCCUACCCUCUAGAGCGGGGUGUCCAUGACGCUUUACCCAACCCUCCUCUCAAUGGUAAGAAUGCACAAACAACCCAGCCUUUUCAACAGAGCAUGCCAGUGAGGCUGGGUAUAUAACCUCAAGCUUUUCUUCAUGAUAUGUAUUACUCUGACCUUUCCUCUAUCAGCUGCAUGCCUGACCCUGAAUUAGCUCUAGAAUUGUUCUCAUCUAUUUUUAUCUCUCUGGCAGACAAACACUCUCCCUUUAAAUGCCUUAGAGUAAAAAAUAGAACAAAUCAUUGGUUCUCUAUAGAACUUUCAGAUCUUGUUAUGAUGAUAAAUCAGGGGCCAAGGCUAGAAAAACGGACUGUAGCUGAUCGGUAGCUUUUCAAGGCAAUUGAGAAAUUGAUGCAAUUCCUCAAUCGAGAAAGCUAAAUCUAGGUACUUUCUAAGUUCUCAAAUCAAAUCAAAUCAAAUUGUAUUUGCCACAUGCGCCGAAUACAACAGGUGUAGACAUUACAGUGAAAUGCUUACUUACAAGCCCAUAACCAACAAUGCAGUUUAAGAAAAAAAUAGCAAAUAAUUAAAGAGCAGCAGUAAAAUAAAAUAACAGUAGGGAGGUUAUAUACAGGGGGUACCGGUACAGAGUCAAUGUGCGGGGGCACCGGUUAGUCGAGGUAAUUGAGGUAAUAUGUACAUGUGGGUAGAGUUAAAGUGACUAUGUAUAGAUAAUAAACAGAGUAGCAGCAGCGUAAAAGAGGGGGUUGGGUUGGGGUGGGGGGGCAAUGCAAAUAGUCCGGAUAGCCAUGAUUAGCUGUUCAGGAGUCUUAUGGUUUAGGGGUAGAAGCUGUUAAGAAUCCUUUUGGACCUAGACUUUGUGCUCCGGUACUGCUUGCCAUGCGGUAGCAGAAAGAACAGUCUAUGACUAGGGUGGCUGGAGUCUUUGAUAAUUUGUAGGGCCUUCCUCUGACACCGCCUGGUAUAGAGGUCCUGGAUGGCAGGAAGCUUGGCCCCAGUGAUGUACUGGGCCGUACGCACUACCCUCUGUAGUGCCUUGCGGUCGGAAGCCGAGCAGUUGCCAUACCAGGCGGUGAUGCAACCAGUCAGGAUGCUCUCAAUGGUGCAGCUGUAUAACUUUUUGAGGAUCUGAGGACCCAUGCCAAAUCGUUUCAGUCUCCUGAGGGGGAAUAGGCUUUGUCGUGCCCUCUUCACGACUGUCUUGGUGUGUUUGGAUCAUGAUAGUUUUUUGGUGAUGUGGACACCAAGGAACUUGAAGCUCUCAACCUGUUCCACUACAGCCACGUCGAUGAGAAUGGGGGCGUGCUCAGUCCUCUUCUUUUUCCCGUAGUCCACAAUCAUCUCCUUUGUCUUCAGCACGUUGAGGGAGAGGUUGUUAUUCUGGCACCACACGGCCAGGUCUCUGACCUCCUCCCUAUAGGCUGUCUCAUCAUUGUCGGUGAUCAGGCCUACCACUGUUGUGUCGUCAGCAAACUUAAUGAUGGUGUUGGAGUCGUGCCUGGCCAUGCAGUCAUGGUUGAACAGGGAGUACAGGAGGGGACUGAGCACGCACCCCUGAGGGGCCCCCUAGUUGAAGAUCAGCGUGGCAGAUGUGUUGUUACCUACCCUUACCACCUGGGGGCGGCCCGUCAGGAAGACCAGGAUCCAAUUGCAGAGGGAGGUGUUUAGUCCCAGGGUCCUUAGCUUAGUGAUGAGCUUUCAGGGCACUAUGGCGCUGAGCUGUAGUCAAUGAAUAGCAUUCUCAUAUAGGUGUUCCUCUUGUCCAGGUGGGAAAGGGCAGUGUGGAGUGCAAUAGAGAUUGCAUCAUCUGUGGAUCUGUUGGGUCGGUAUGCAAAUUGGAGUGGGUCUAGGGUUUCAGGGAUAAUGGUGUUGAUGUGAGCCAUGACCAGCCUUUCAAAGCACUUCAUGGCUACAGACGUGAGUGCUAAAGGUCGAUAGUCAUUUAGGCAGGUUAUCUUAGUGUUCUUAGGCACAGGGAAUAUGGUGGUCUACUUGAAACAUGUUGGUAUUACAGACUCAGUCAGGGACAUGUUGAAAAUGUUAGUGAAGACACUUGCCAGAUGGUCAGCGCAUGCUCGGAGUACACGUCCUGGUAAUCCGUCUGGAUCUGCUGCCUUGGGAAUGUUGACCUGUUUAAAGGUCUUACUCACAUCGGCUACAGAGAGCUUGAUCACAUAGUCAUCUGGAACAGCUGAUGCUCUCAUGCAUGCUUCAGUGUUGCUUACCUCAAAGCGAUCAUAGAAGUGAUUUAGCUCGUCUGGUGGGCUUGUGUCACUGGGCAUCUCGUGGCUGUGCUUCCCUUUGUAGUCUGUAAUAGUUUUCAAGCCCUGCCACACCGACGAGCGUCAGAGCCGGUAUAGUACAAUUCAAUCUUAGUCCUGUAUUGACUCUUUGCCUGUUUGAUGGCUCGUCAGAGGGCAUAGCGGGAUUUCUUAUAAGUGUCCGGGUUAGAGUCCCGCUCUUUGAAGGCGGCAGCUCUACCCUUUAGCUCAGUGCGGAUGUUGCCUGUGGGGACGUCGUCAUCGAUGCACUUAUUGAUGAAGCCAAUGACUGAUGUGGUGUACUCCUCAAUGCUAUCGGAAGAAUACCGGAACAUAUUCCAGUCUGUGCUAGCAAAACAGUCCUGUAGCUUAGCAUCUGUGUCAGAGUCACUUAUUAACCGAGUCACUGGUGCUUCCUGCUUUAGUUUUUGCUUAUAAGCAGGAAUCAAGAGGAUCGAGUUAUGGUCAGAUUUGCCAAAUGGAGGGCGAGGGAGAGCUUUGUACACGUCUCUGUGUGUGGAGUAAAGGUGGUCUAGAGUUUUUUUCCCUCUGGUUGCACAUUUAACAUGCCGGUAGAAAUGAGGUAGAACGGUUAAUGCACUGAAGCGUGGAAAUUCCUCUCCUUCCCUGCCUAAGCAAGUUGUGUCAGCAUUUUAUCUCAGCAGGCUUUUUAUUUGAACAAAAUGGUGGUUUAAUUGACCCUAGUCAGCCAGUUUACUGCCUGCCCCUCUCCCAGCCUCUAGUUGGCUCGAAGGAAGUACCGUCAACUUCUAGUGAAUCUUCAAUCAGCCUUUGUUGAACUGAAAUUGGAAAUUAAUUCUGGUAAAACCAAGUAUAUAUUAUUUUACAAAUCAUGUAAAAAAAAAAACUUAUGAUUUAUGCAUACGUCCUUUGGAUGGUGCCCUUGUUUAUGGUGUCCCCAUUUAUAAAUAUCUGGGUAUCUGGAUUGAUGAAAAGCUAUCUUUCAAAAAGGAUGUUGAUGAGUUAGUUAAGAAAUUAAGAAUUCAAAAUAGGCUUCUUCUAUAGGAGCAGGUCCUUUCGUUAGAUAGCAGAAAACAAAUAAUUCAGUCAACAUUCAUUCCGGUUAUUGACUAUGGCAGCUGCCACUGUAUUAAAGCCUUUGGACGCAUGUUAUUAUCAUAGCGCAUUGUGCUUUAAUACGGGCGAUAGGUUUCAGUACACAAAGUCUCAUAGAUCGAUGCAUUGCACUCUUUUAGUCUAUAAAGCCCUCUUUGUUAAACUUCCGCCAUACCUUACCCCAUUGUUAACCUUCAGACACAUAAAUUACCAGACCCAGACUCAGGGAUGGCCAACCCUGGAGAUCCCUUCAAUCUCCACCGAGUUAGGUAAAUCUGCUUUUAGUUUUUUUGCGUGUGGAAUGAUCUCCAAAAGUCCUUAAAGUCCUUAAAGUCGUUAAAUGUUAGAGGGCCUUUUUACUGACGAAUGUGUGUGUUGCAUAUGAUUGUGUUUUGCUUUUCGUGUUUUGUGUCUGCUUUUAAUGUAUUGUGUAAUUGAUGUGUAUAUACAGUUGAAGUCGGAAGUUUACAUACACUUAGGUUGGAGUCAUUAAAACUUAUUUUUCAAACACUCCACAGAUUUCUUGGUUAACAAACUAUAGUUUUGGCAAGUCGGUUAGGACAUCUACUUUGUGCUUGACACAUUUCAUUUUUCCAACAAUUGUUUACAGAGAUUAUUUCUCUUAUAAUUCACUGUAUCACAAUUCCAGUGGGUCAGAAGUUUACAUACACUAAGUUGACUGUGCCUUUAAACAGCUUGGAAAAUUCCAGAAAAUGAUGUCAUGGCUUUAGAAGCUUCUGAUAGGCUAAUUGACAUCAUUUGAGUCAAUUGGAGGUGUACCUGUGGAUGUAUUUCAAGGCCUGCCUUCAAACUUAGUGCCUCUUUGCUUGACAUCUUGGGAAAAUCAAAAGAAAUCAGCCAAGACCUCAGAAAAAAAAUGUUAGACCUCCACAAGUCUGGUUCAUCCUUGGGAGCAAUUUCCAAACGCCUGAAGGUACCACGUUCAUCUGUACAAACAAUAGUACGCAAGUAUAAACACCAUGGGACCACGCAGCCAUCAUACCGCUCAGGAAGGAGACGCAUUCUGUCUCCUAGAGAUGAACGUACUUUGGUGCGAAAAGUGCAAAUAAAUCCCAGAACAACAGCAAAGGACCUUGUGAAGAUACUGGAGGAAACAGGUACAAAAGUAUCUAUAUCCACAGUCAAACGAGUCCUAUAUCGACAUAACCUGAAAGGCCGCUCAGUAAGGAAGAAGCCACUGCUCCAAAACCGCCAUAAAAAAGCCACACUACGGUUUGCAACUGCACAUGAAGACAAAGACUGUACUUUUUGGAGAAAUGUCCUCUGGUCUGAUGAAACAAAAAUAGAACUGUUUGGACAUAAUGACCAUCGUUAUGUUUGGAGGAAAAAGGGGGACGCUUGCAAGCCGAAGAACACCAUCCCAACCGUGAAGCACGGGGGUGGCAGCAUCAUGCUGUGGGGUUGCUUUGCUGCAGGAGGGACUGGUGCACUUCACAAAAUAGAUGGCAUGAGGAAGGAAAAUUAUGUGGAUAUAUUGAAGCAACAUCUCAAGACAUCAGUCAGGAAGUUAAAGCUUGGUCGCAAAUGGGUCUUCCAAAUGGACAAUGACCCCAAGCAUACUUCCAAAGUUGUGGCAAAAUGGCUUAAGGACAACAAAGUCAAGGUAUUGGAGUGGCCAUCACAAAGCCCUGACCUCAAUCCUAUAGAAAAUGUGUGGGCAGAACUGAAAAAGUGUGUGCGAGCAAGGAGGCCUUCAAACCUGAAUCAGUUACACCAGCUCUGUCAGGAGGAAUGGGCCACAAUUCACCCAACUUAUUGUGGGAAGCUUGUGGAAGGCUAUCUGAAACGUUUGACCCAAGUUAAACAAUUUAAAGGCAAUACUACCAAAUAGUAAUUGAGUGUAUGUAAACUUCUGACCCACUGGGAAUGAGAUGAAAUAAAUAAAAGCUUAAAUAAAUCAUUCUCUCUACUAUUAUUCUGACAUUUCACAUUCUUAAAAUAAAGUGGUGAUCCUAACUGACCUAAGAAAGGGAAUUUUUACUAGGAUUAAAUGUCAGGAAUUGUGAGUGCCAAAUGUAUUUGGCUAAGGUGUAUGUAAACUUCCGACUUCAACUGUAGAUAUGUAUAGUGUAAUUGUUGUUUAUUGAUGUGUUCAUUCAGGGCUCAUCUGCGAAAGACAGUAGUCUCACUAUGACUCCCUGCUUAAAUAAAGGUUAAAUAAAAUAGAAAAUAGAAAGGAGACAUGCAGUUGUCAGAUGUUAUCUUUUGCUAUUUGCCAGAUGAUGUAUUCACUGUAGACCAGGAGCCAGAGAGAUAGGAGUUCCUUCUUCAUAAUCCUGAAAUGAGAGAACCAUGUCAAGCCUAGCCUAGUCCCAUGUCUGUUUGUGCAGUAAGCCAACUCCUACGCUAUACAGCACAAACAGAUCCGGUACCAGGCUAUCCUGCCCGGGCAACAGGAUAACACAUACACAUCUCCCCCCGCUUACAAUUGCUAGGCCAAUGAAUAUUCACGUGGACUCAUCUCAUUGCUGUUCUGGACUGUUUCAAUAUUACUCAACAUGUCAAUUUUCCCACUCACAUCAAGGGACACAUAUUUGAUCUCGUCUGCUCUGUUGGCCUCAACCUAACUCAUAUUUCCCCUUCACAGUUCCCACUGUUUGACCACAAGAUCCUUAAUUUCUCUCUUCCCUCAUACACACCCCACAACACUGACAAAAGCCUCAUCUCCUUCUGCAACAUCAAAACUGUUAACCCCCUCCAACUCUCUGAUGCCAUCUGUUCUGCCCUGCCCCUUGACCACGCCCCUAACUCACCUGAUGAACUAGCUGCCUAAUUCAACACUGCUCUAUCCGCCUCCCUCAACUCUCUGGCCCCUCCUUCCCCUCCUCGCCCCCUGGGUUUACCCCUAAACUCCGCGCCCUGAAGCAAACUGGCCGCCUGGAGUGCCUGAGCAGGAAGUCUGGGCUCACUGUCCACACUAAAGCCUACAAACUCCCCCUCUCCACCUCCAGAGAUGCCCUCAGUGCUGCCAGGUCCGCCUACUUCUCCAACAUCAUCAACAGCUCCAAUAAGAACUCCCGGACUCUGUUCUCCACUGUCAGCAAACUACUUCAGCCCCGUGACGACACCUUCUCUACUCCCUCCACUGAACUCUGCAACUCCUUCCUU